AUGAGUUCGUCGCUGGUUGCUUACGAUGAUUCAGACUCAGAGGCAGAAACUGAAAAGGCUGAAGUCCCCACUACUUCCAGCAGCCAAACAAGCUUCCCAAGUUCAUCUGUGGAUUGUCUUCAGUUCUCUGCACCUGGUAGUUUGGGUACAAAAUCUACAUAUGAAACACAGCCCACUGAGAGCACUGGCAGUUCUGGCACAAGCGCUGUUUGCGAAGAUGCCCCUGGGCAUUAUGCACAGAAUAAUAACGCUGAUUUGACAUCUCCUUAUUGCAGGAGAGCGUACUCUGGCCAUGCUGCAUUAUGUAUGUCCUACAGAAACUACGAACAGACAGCAGGCUCUUCAGCAAACUCUGGAUAUGGCACUUCCCAGAAGAGGAUACAUAAAGACAGUACUGCUGCCAUAAAAGGAAUUAGACCAUAUAUCCCUAAAAGAUUGCGUCAAGAAAAUUCCAGUAUGCCCGAAAAUAGAGAAUCGGAUCAGAGAGAGAGCUCAGAUUGCAAUGUUAAGCUGGACGUAACAGGAGAGCAGCCUUCCAGAAAGAUCUCUGACUUAAUUAAGCCAUAUUUGGGAUCCAAAUAUAAAUCGUCUGAAGUCCCCAAAAGCUUAAUAUUUUGCAUGUCUAAACACAGUGGCCCUGUUAAUGAAAUCCAGUGGUGUCCUGUACGAGAACAGAGUCACUUGCUUCUCUCGGCUUCUAUGGAUAAAACAAUCAAG
This is a messenger RNA of Mesitornis unicolor (brown roatelo), 717 nucleotides long. Its product is annotated as WD repeat-containing protein 25-like. Lineage: Eukaryota; Metazoa; Chordata; Aves; Mesitornithiformes; Mesitornithidae. The transcript has a single exon. The record is from RefSeq and is a predicted model, not a curated record. The annotation marks the transcript as partial.